UUUAUAUCACAUUUUCUGAUGCAUUGGAGGUGAUUGAGGGAGACAGGAUGUUGAAUAUUUCCAUCAUUCAGUUGUGGUGCAUGUACAUGGACACAAUCGUUGUAGACCAAGGUCGGUCUUCCAUGUACGGAUUUGUUGAACCUCAGACCAUUCAACCGUCUGGUAACACACUUCAAAACAGACAACAUUAUUUGCAAACAUGGAUGGAUGAGUCCAAAAGAGACAUAUACCUUGUGCCAUACAUUGACGGGUACGUGUUUUUAUAUGUGGUCAGUUUAUUAUUAUAGUUUCCUUAAUUAGUUGAAUAACUAUUUGUCCUUCGUGAUAGGUCUCACUGGCAGCUGAUGGUUAUCAUUCCCAAACAAUGUAAAAUUAUAUGGUUUUGUUCGUUGCACAGGAAGAUGAAAAAUGACUUGAGAACCAUGCUUCAAGGAGUUAUUGGUAAAUCUCGUGGUCAAUUGGUUCAAAUUUUGUAUCCAAAGUGUAACCAGCAGGUAGAUUCAUGGGAAUGUGGCUUCUAUGUGAUGUGUUGGAUUAAGACCAUCAUUCGAGCUGUCAUUACAGAUGACUGGAAUGAGCGCUUCAAGACUACAUCGCCUAUUGCAGAGGACACAAUUAACCAGAUAAGGCAGGAGUGGACCGCUUAUCUUCUACAAAGAUGGAGUUAGGAAUAGUUAUAUUUCUUCUUGA
Messenger RNA from Vigna angularis (adzuki bean), 690 nucleotides. RefSeq lists its product as uncharacterized. NCBI's taxonomy places the organism in Eukaryota, Viridiplantae, Streptophyta, Magnoliopsida, Fabales, Fabaceae. Bases 345 to 668 code for a protein of 107 amino acids. The transcript is spliced from 5 exons. The record is from RefSeq and is a predicted model, not a curated record.